Molecule: messenger RNA, 837 nt
Organism: Paraglomus brasilianum
Lineage: Eukaryota; Fungi; Glomeromycota; Glomeromycetes; Paraglomerales; Paraglomeraceae
Source: the annotation of a GenBank genome assembly
AUGAGGGUUAAAUCAGAAGCACCCAUAUCAUCCGAUAAAGAACAAACCGAAUUGUCGAAUGUAUCGAUAUUCGCAUCAGUCAAAGAUAAAUUGGACAAGUUGGAAAUAGCAUACCAAGAGACAAUGGAGUCUAUCAUGAAUCAAUCUAUCCCGCCCGCUACAGAGCUACUAGUUGCAGCCGCUCAAUCUAUCCCACCCGCUACAGAGAUAUUAGCUGCAGCCGCUCAAUCUAUCCCGCCCGCUACAGAGAUAUUAGCUGCUGCUGCUCAAGUCAUACCUGAACUUACAGUCUCUCCGGGAGAGAAGACUGACGCUGGAAGUGGAUUUGUUGGUUACUUCAAAGACGUUAUCGACCACAAGCUAAAACCAAAUCCCCGCCGUCGGUCACCUUCACAGGUCGUGUCUCCACCUCAAACAGAUGUAAUUUCAGUUUCGGUCUCUAAAACCACAUUAACGCGUGACCGCAAGGGCAGUAUUAAAGGACAACGGCAUGUAACCGAAGAUGAACUUGGCACUCCAGUGAACAUAUACUUGGAACACAGAGAUCAUUUGGAACAGGACAAGAAAGCAAGAGUUGAUCUAGAUACAAAGUUGAUAAAGGAGGAUUUAUAUGUUCCCAAUGUUUCUCCUGAUGCUGCUGCUGUUAGUCCGACCUUUGCUAAGACUCCAGAGUCAAGUGGGCCUAGUACUCCAACUAAUACGGACUGGGAUUUCAGCAUCUGGCUUGGAGAUGGAAUGAAAAAGGAGUGUUUCUAUGACUGGUAUGGAAUGGGAACACACGGAAUAAUGUACACUUCAUUUGGAGCAUCCCAUGGACUGGGAAUCGUCUCUCGAUGA